Messenger RNA from Umbelopsis ramanniana AG, 953 nucleotides. RefSeq lists its product as uncharacterized. The transcript has 5 exons. The record is from RefSeq and is a predicted model, not a curated record. Gene Ontology annotation, cellular component: 90S preribosome. The coding region runs from base 35 to 817 and encodes 260 amino acids. NCBI's taxonomy places the organism in Eukaryota, Fungi, Mucoromycota, Umbelopsidomycetes, Umbelopsidales, Umbelopsidaceae.
GAAAGUUUUGCCAGUUUUUCAACACCUCACCACAAUGAAUUUGGACGAAAAGCAGACCAAAUCUGCUGUCACAGCUCUUGUCAAACAUGUCAAGUCAAAAAACGCAAAUGAUCUCAUCGAAGACGAAUCUGUGAUCUGGUUGAUUGUCGGCACCAAGAAGAUCCCUGACACAAGAAAAGCUAUGCCCAAGCGAUUGAACUUGAAGUACUCUGUUCUUCAAAGCGAUGCUGAGGUGUGCUUAUUCACCAAAGAUCCUCAGAAGGAAUUCAAAGAGCUCUUGGCUUCUAAGCAGGUCAAGCGUGUCAACAAGGUUAUUGGCAUUUCAAAAUUACGAGACAAGUACAAGCCUUUCGAAGCAAAGAGAAAGCUUUGCGCAGCAUAUGGCAUGUUCUUGGCAGACGAUAGAGUCAUCCCUCUUCUGCCAAAGUUGCUUGGAAAGGAGUUCUUCUUGAAGAAGAAGCAACCCAUUCCUGUUGAUAUGAAGAAGUCUAACUUGAAAGCUGAGAUUGAGAAGGCGUUGAGCUCCACAUAUAUGCAUUUGAACGGUGGAUCUUGCAGUGCCAUCAAGGUUGGAACAACAGCCUUGAGCGAACAACAUAUUUUCGAAAACAUCAUGUCUGUUGUCCCACAAGUUGCUGACAACAUCCCCAAGAAAUGGAAAAACAUUCAGUCAAUCAACAUAAAAACAUCUGACUCUAUCAGUCUUCCCAUAUACAACUCCCUACCUGAAGAGGUGCAAUCCAUCUCAAUCAAGCACAAUGGCGCCAAGCAAAGAGUCGAGGAAGAUGAGGAAGCGAGUGAUAGCGACGAAGAAUGAAGCUAUACAUAGAAUAAUUAAAUACUUCCAUAGUGUAUAUACACCAAAUUCACGAAUACAAUUACCACCAAAAUGUUCACGUUCUUGUUACAGUACUUGAUGUGUCUGCCGUUCAUUUUUCUAAACUCGAUCAUCC